This is a messenger RNA of Neurospora hispaniola, 1428 nucleotides long. RefSeq lists its product as uncharacterized. NCBI's taxonomy places the organism in Eukaryota, Fungi, Ascomycota, Sordariomycetes, Sordariales, Sordariaceae. The transcript has a single exon. The record is from RefSeq and is a predicted model, not a curated record. Bases 1 to 1428 code for a protein of 475 amino acids.
AUGAUGUACAACACCUUCACCACCGGUCUCGUGGCUACCCUGCUUGCAGGUGCCCAGAUCGCCUCCGCCCACAUCGAAAUGUCGUAUCCUCCCCCCUUCAGAUCCAAGUUCAACCCCAACGCCGACCCCGGUAGCAUCGACUACUCCAUGACGGCUCCCCUCAAGGAUACCGGUGCCGACUAUCCUUGCAAGGGCUACCAGGUCGACUUUGGCACUCCUUCCGGCAAGAGCACCGCUACCUUUGUCCCUGGCCAGACCUACAACAUGACCACUGCCGGCACUGCCACCCACGGCGGCGGUUCUUGCCAGCUCUCUCUCAGCUACGACAAGGGCGCUACCUUCACCGUCAUCGAGUCCUACAUUGGUGACUGCCCUCUUGCUGGCAAGUACGACUUCACCAUCCCUGCCGAUGCUCAGUCCGGCGACGCCAUCUUUGCUUGGACCUGGCACAACAGAAUCGGCAACCGCGAGAUGUACAUGAACUGUGCCCCCGUCACCAUCGCUGCUAACAACAAGCGUGACGUUGCUGGUGCCGCCUUCUCCACUCGCCCUCAGAUCUUUGUCGCCAACGUCGGUAACGGCUGCAAGACCGACGAGAACUUUGACGUCCAGUACCCCCAGCCCGGCCCUAAUGUGGUGAAGGCUUCGGAUGCUCCCCUCAAGGGCCCUGAGGGCAGCUGCGGUGCCUCUGCUGCUCCUGCUGGUGGCUCUGACUCUGGCUCUGGCUCUGGUUCUGGUUCUGGUUCUGGUUCUGGUUCUGGUUCUGGUUCUGGUUCUGGUUCUGGUUCUGGUUCUGGUUCUGGUUCUGGCAGCGGUACCUCCAGCUCCAGCUCUGUCGCUGCUGCUCCCGUCACCACCAGCGCUGCCGCUCAGACCAGCGCUGCUGCUGGUGGCAACCCCGGCGGUAUCUUCAUCACUGCUCCCUCGGAUGGUUCUAACCAGGGCGGCAUCUUCCUCCCCUCCGCCACCGACAUCGUCAACGCCCCUAGCUCCAGCGCCGCCGCUGUCGUGAGCUCCGCCUCUGUCUCCGUUCCCGCCGUUGCCACCUCUGCUCCCGCCGUCGCUACCACCCAGGCUCCCGUUCAGACCACCCUCCAGAGCAUCGCCAAGCCCAGCACCACCGUCGUCAGUGCUCCCGCUCCUAUUGCGACCGGCACCGCUCCCGGCAAUGGCACUGGCUCUGGUUCUGGCUCCGGCUCUACUGCUGGUGCCUACGCCGUUGGCACCGCCUGCACCACCGAGGGCGCCUGGAACUGCAUCGGCGGCUCUUCUUUCCAGCGCUGCGCCAGCGGCGCCUGGUCUGCCGUCACGCAGAUGGCUGCCGGCACUAGCUGCUCCGCCGGCGAGAGCGCCCAGCUCAAGAUGAUCGCCAAGAAGCACCUUGGUCGUUACCAGAGGCGUCAUGGGUAUGCUCACCUCUCCAACUAA